Molecule: messenger RNA, 263 nt
Organism: Paramecium pentaurelia
Lineage: Eukaryota; Ciliophora; Oligohymenophorea; Peniculida; Parameciidae
Source: the annotation of a GenBank genome assembly
AUGGGCAAAGUAGAAUUGAAUGGUGAGGAUGGCACAAUGAACAUAAUUGUUUUACAGCUAUAAUUUAUCUCACUUAUCUGUAUAAAUAAAAUUAUAUCUAAAAAGCUAAAGAAGGAGGUGUGUUGGCUAAAAUAGGUAUGCAAAAAUAUGGAAAUAAUGGAAGUAGGAAUGUAUCCAUAUUAUCUGCCAUUUUCAAUUGGAGAACAGUUCAGUUCGGUUGUGGAGAAAUAGUUGAAGNUUUAACAAAUUAUUAGACUUAAUGA